GAGGCACAAGUGGGGUACGGGGCAACAAGAUGCAGAGGAAGGACUUGUGCUGCUAAUGAACGACCUCAAAGAAUCUUGUACUGGGCGAGGAAGUUUGGCGUGCCAGCGUGCAAGCUCGGUACUUUCCACAUUCAAAAAAUGCCUCGACUGUGACUCGGAAUGUCAUAUUCAAGAUGAAGCAAUGCAUUCUUUCUCACUUACCAUUCCAGAUGCAAAGGAGACGGUUCACAAGGAAUUGCGAUUACAAAACAUAUAURAUCAAUUCUUUGAAGCUGAAAUUCUAGGAAAGCAAGAGUGUCAAGUUCGAUGCGAUACUUGUAAAAGAGAAACAGACCACCUGAAAUACAGCAAUAUCGCAUUAGCCCCAGAAGUAUUAACCCUGACGUUGAAGAGGUAUACUGGUGGACAGACAAAGAAAUCGGAAAGGGUUCGAAUAGACRGAACAAUACAAUUAAGAUCUAGGUAUAUCACAACGUCUGUGGAAGAAUCAAAAACARAGCGUUAUCAUUUGAAAGCAGUGGUCUUGCAUGUGGGUGAGCAUCUGCAGACAGGUCAUUACAAGGCACUUUUAGGCCUAGAUGCGGACGAUAAGUUAGUAGAAGUGGAUGACGAUCAAGUCAGAGAAUUGAAGCCAGGUUAUUUGUCCAGUAAACUGGUAGAAACAAGCUGCUAUAUAUUGUUUUAUGAGAGGGAUGCGCAGGUGGAGGAAUGUUCUUCUUUGUCGGGCGUGGACGCUAAUUUGUCCGGACAAAACACCCAUCAUGACUUUCAAGAGGAAACACUAAAUGGUUGUGAAAAAGCGCUUACCUGUGAAGCAAAGCUAAAGCGAUGCAUGAACAUAGAUGGUAGAGAUGAAAUGUUUGCUGAAAUUGCUGGAAUUAAAAUCUUUGGAAAAGACCUUAAAACUCUGGAGUACCCCCAAACUGACCACAGUUAUUCCUUAGUGUCACCGACAGGAUACGUCAACGAUAACAUACUCAGUGCAUCMUUGUCUUUAAUUGCAAAAGAAGCAAAGGAAGUUGGCCUAACAGUAAAGAUGUUUGAUACCAAUCUGAAUGCGCAACUUCACGGGAUUCAAAGCAGUCGCGACAUGACMCCUGAAGAAAAAGGCAUCGCCUUGAUAAAGCUAACAACCCGAAUGAAAAGUUGCAAGGAAGGAUUGGUCAGAGAACAGUAG
This is a messenger RNA of Actinia tenebrosa (Australian red waratah sea anemone), 1177 nucleotides long. Its product is annotated as probable ubiquitin carboxyl-terminal hydrolase 9. Lineage: Eukaryota; Metazoa; Cnidaria; Anthozoa; Actiniaria; Actiniidae. The record is from RefSeq and is a predicted model, not a curated record.